Messenger RNA from Cladophialophora yegresii CBS 114405, 2547 nucleotides. RefSeq lists its product as uncharacterized. The record is from RefSeq and is a predicted model, not a curated record. Gene Ontology annotation, cellular component: spindle pole body; cell cortex; mating projection tip. NCBI's taxonomy places the organism in Eukaryota, Fungi, Ascomycota, Eurotiomycetes, Chaetothyriales, Herpotrichiellaceae. Gene Ontology annotation, biological process: nuclear migration along microtubule; mitotic spindle orientation checkpoint signaling; establishment of spindle localization. The transcript has a single exon. Bases 1 to 2547 code for a protein of 848 amino acids.
AUGGUGGAAACCCCCAGUGAUGUCGACCUACAUCAACUCCUUGUCCCUUCGUUGUCGAACGAUGUCUCCUCCCAGCACCAGGCGAAUUCCACCUCUUCCGAACCCAGCAGUGACGCGGGUUCCUUUGUUAUCCCCGACAGUCUUUCAAGGAGCGAUUCCGUUUUCUCCUUUUCCCGACAAUCAUUCAACAGCCAGAUCGCAAGUCUCACGGCAAUAAAUGUCCCCCAAGCCGAAUCCCUGAGCGCUGCGGUUACGACUCUCCCGACCGCCCGAAAAGCCAUCAAAGCCAUCUAUGGUGCAGCCGAACAAAUACAGUCAUGGAUCAAGAAGGCGUUGAAGGUUCUGGAGAACCUCGAUGCCGAGGACGAUGUGGAAUGGGCUGCGGCUGCCGGAAGACUGGGUCUGGAUGACACGGAUAAAACCGUGAACAAGUUCGGAAAUCUCAUCAACAUGUAUGUCCUUUCGAUCGAGGAGUUGCAGGGUCGCCCCGAUAUUGGCGAAGCGAACCCGGAAGAUCUGCAGGCAGUCGUGGAACAGAUGGAGGUGACUCUGGGCGGCUGGGACGAUGUCCGGAAGCAGCUCAAAAGAGUACACGAACAAGUCGAACUGGCUAUGGAGUGGGAAGAGCUGUGGGCCAAAGUCCUCGCAGAUGUAGGACAGGAGAUGGACGCGCUCAGUGCUUUGGUGUUCGAAAUGGAAGAGAAGCGGCAUAUGGCAUAUCAAACGCAGUCACAUGCCGACUCCAAUCAGAACAUCGACUUGAACGAGCUCGAAUCCUUCAUCGAUGAACCCUUGCAGAAGAAAAGCACCCCAAACUCCCGAUUCAGCAUACCCACCUUCGAAUCCUCGCCCCUCGGCUCUCCCAUCAUCGAGAACGCUCUCGACGACUCGACCCUCCUAGCACUGUUCGCUCGCAUGCAGCCCCUGAGAGCGUCGCUGGACUUCUUGCCCAUGCGAUUGUCUAUGUUCCAGUCUCGAGCAGAAAAAAUCUUCCCCAUAGCAUGCCGGGAGCUCGAUGAGAAGCGGGCGCGGCUGGAGAAGAACUGGACAGAAUUAUCAAAGGAGGCCGAUACACUUCGACGCGAACUGAGCGAGGAUCGUUGGGUCAUUGUCUUCCGCAACGCUGGCCGGCAAGCUCAGAAGAUGUGCGAUUCGGUGGAAAGGAGUAUAGUUAAGGUCCAGGAAGCUAUCCACGAAAACUACCCUGCAACCAAUCCAUCGGCUUUCGCAAAGAGGACGGAGAGCUUCGAGGCAAAGAGGCUGCAUUAUAGUCCCGCUAUUCAGCGAGUGCUGGCCAUCAUCCAGAAAGGUCUGAAGGAUCGCCUGACCGUUAAUGGGGAGAUUCUACGCUUGCAUAAGGAUCUAUCUUCCAGAAUGCGGGACCUGACUGAUACCAUGGAAGACCUGGAAAGCCUCUUGGAACCAGUCAGUUCGAGACAGAACUCGCAUCUCCGAGAAUCCAUCUCGAGCAUCAUGUCGGGAGACCGCUCAUUCGCGAGCACCUUCGCAAGCACGCCCGGCAGCUCUCCGCCUUCGUCGGUUGAUCUACCGCCACAGCGAAUGGAAAAGCCCGUGCCCAAAUACGGCCUCAAUGGGUACACAAAACAACGCACGCCGUCGACAAGCAGGCCGCCACCUCCGACUUCAGGCAACAGACGAUCGUCCAUGCUUCCACAGUCCAGACGCCCAACGACACCCAUGUCGCAUUCAAGCAGUGGUGCACUUCGACGUGGGGUUUCACCUCUACCUGGGCCACCGUCGGUGUACCGUCAAGGUGUAUAUACACCUCCCGUGGUGUCCGCACCCCGCCCAGAGCCUACCCCUCUCUCACACAAGCCACGAUGGUCGGCUGUGGUCAAGUCGGAUGACGGCACUCUGGCACCAUCGUAUCGAUCCUCUUCUACCACCACGCCAAACACGGCACGGAGAUAUACUCCCCGGUCGAUCUCAUCAAAUACUGCGCUACCGUUGAGGAGCCCGCUCAGUCGCGAAGCAUCGGCGUCACCGUCGCCUAUGCUUCCGACACUGGCAAAGCAAGACAAUCAACAGUUCAGAUCAUUUGCUGAACGCGUGGCUGAUCCCGUCCCAGCAAGGACUAGUAGCCUAUUGGACCCCGUACCUUAUCACCGGAAUCGAAAUGUCAGUGCUCCCGUGCCUGGCACCAUCCGCUCACCGUCUUCCAUUGUGGUAAAUCGAGACAAUAAGCCUACGAUGAGUGGAGGAUCAAUCCCCAGGCCACCAUCGAGCCUGAGCAGAAGUUAUGGCUCCUCACAGGUACCCUUGCGGUCAAUGUCCCACAAUCCCAUCAUGGCGAGCCGACAUGAUAGCAGUCCAGGGAAGCGGUCGGACCGUUUGGACGAGGAUGACCAGGGGAGCGAAAACGAGGAUGACCGCCCCGUGGAGCCAAACUCUAGUCCGUUGUCAAAGCGUACGGUCACCCGACCCAGCAGUGUGCUCGCAAUGAGUGGCAAGGGGAAACGGAUGUCCCUACUGCCUAUCCCGGUGGGCAAUGGCAGGCAAAGUUCGCUAGGAUCCAGAAUUUCUUGA